AUGACAUCCUUGUGGAUGAAAGCAUCGCGACUGCAGCGGCUGUGGAGUCACCUGAGGCGCCACGGCCUGGUGUGCAAACCACCUGAGCAUGUGCAUGAUGGAACUCGAGUGCUGGACGACGAGAUCACUGACCCCGGCUUGCUUGCGAUGCUCACAGAGAUCCUUGGACAUGUAAAGAAGUCUGACCCGGCCCGAGGACGAUGGGACGUGAUAGGAGAUGAAGCAACCUUGUGGGCGGACGCGAGCGCUCUUGCACUGGGAGCAGUGUUAGAAGUGAAUGGCGAAGUGAUUGAAGAUGCGUGUUGGCUACGCUGCAACGAGUGCUCGCACAUAAACCUUGCGGAGCUGGAUGUUGCUAUCAGAGGCCUAAAUCUCGCCGUUUCCUGGAACAUGAAAAAACUGGCUCUCAUGACAGAUUCCCGAACAGUGUUCCAUUGGCUUCAAGACACUUUGUCAGGAAAGGCACGUUUGAAGACCAAAGCCUCAUUCAAAGCAGUCACCGAAGAGUUCAACCUGCGCCAUGAAGUCAAGUUUGUGUCUUCAAUCAAGAAUAGAGCAGAUGAGUUGACACUAGUGCCAAAGAAGUGGAUGUCUUUGGCAAAUGACUACGUAUUGUGCACAGCUGUCGCCGCUGUGUCUGACCAGGACAUCGCUACCAUCCAUGAAACUAGUGGACAUCCAAGAAUCAGGCGCACACUGUUCUUCUGCAGGAGACUCCACCCUGAUGUUCAGCGUGAGCAAGUGCGCAAUGUUGUUCAGCAUUGUCGGGAAUGCCAAUCAAUCGAUCCUGCGCCAACGAAGUGGCGGAAAGGGGAGUUAGGGAUCACCAAUAUCUGGAACAGAGUCAGCAUGGACAUUUGCCACGCUCGCAACCAACACUACCAGACACUAAUCGGCUGCGAACCAAGGUGUUACGCCAUCUGGAGAAGACUCAGACGUCAGGACGCGAUUUGUGUCAUCGAGCAUCUGGAAUCGGUGUUUUAUGAGCGUGGAGCACUCCAAGAGUUGCUGACCAACAACGCUGCCAGCUUCCGUAUCUCAGUGUUCCACGAUUUUGCAAGUCGCUGGGGCAUGGCCGUCAGGUACCGGUGCACCAACGUUCCAUCGGGUGACCGUGUGUGGAUUCGUCACCCAAGUAGGCGAUGCAACUCUCGAAGCUUGAAGGGUAUGGUGACCCGGAUUGUGUCGGCCCAGAAUGUCACCAUAAUACCAUCCCCAAAAACACCAAUGGCGCCACAACACCGCCACAACCCAAACCAUAAAAUGGCUGCUUCUCAGCCCCGACCUACCCCUCAGCGUUAUAUCACCGACACCAUUCACCAACCGAAUUUCAGCGGACAAGAGCUCUUGGUACCACAAAGGACUCAACAACCUGAUCCUGGAUAUUAG
Molecule: messenger RNA, 1389 nt
Organism: Scylla paramamosain (green mud crab)
Lineage: Eukaryota; Metazoa; Arthropoda; Malacostraca; Decapoda; Portunidae
Exons: 5
Coding region: 1-1389 (462 amino acids)
Molecular function (GO): RNA-DNA hybrid ribonuclease activity; nucleic acid binding
Source: RefSeq, a predicted model, not a curated record